GUACUGGCAGUGAAUUUUAGAACGCAGCCUGUAUAUACUGUGGUUUGGUGUUUGGCGUUUGGCAAUGUUUGGUAGUUUGGUGGUUUAAUGAGGUGUGGUGCGGUCUGCUGGUUCUAGUCUUCAUAGCUGCAACAAUUGUUAAAUGCGCUCGCAAAUUAUUAUUCAUGUCACGGUUUUAUGAAUCGGAAGAAACAUCACAACGUCUGAAACGUCGUUUUGAAAAGUGGACAAUGUAUAAUAAGUGGACAAUUAGUAAUAAUUAUCGUUGGAACUUUUCCAUGGAUCAAUUAUUCUGCGAUCUUAUACAUGAAUGUAAAUAUGUGGCACCAGGAGCGCAAUUGACUUACGCUUUGAGAAAUCGUUUAGAGAAAUACAAAAGAGAAGUACGAAAAAUGAUUGUAUCUCACAUGAAAGAUGGCUGUGCUCCAUUGUUCAUUGCCUGCAAAAGAGGGCAUGUAGAGAUUGUCGAAUAUCUCUUAAAGAAAUGCGACGCGGAUAUCGAACAGAGGGGAAAAUACGAAGUACCCGACGAUAGAUCAGUUCAUUGUGUUACCCCAUUAUGGUGUGCUGCAGUAUCUGGAAAUUUAGAAGUUAUAAAAUGCCUUAUAUCACAUGGAGCUGAUGUGAAUGCAGUCUCUGAUUCUGGAUCUACACCUGUUAGGUCUGCAUGUUUCAUGACUCAUAUGGAUAUUGUCUCGUAUUUAGUGGAAAAUGGCGCCGAUAUACUAAAAGCAAAUUAUAAUGGCGGAACAUGCUUGAUAAAUUCUAUACAAAGCGUGGAUUUGUGCACUUUUCUUUUGGAACACGGCGCGGAUGUGAAUGCGACGGAUAUUCAAAACAAAACUGCCUUGCAUUAUGCCAUUCAAGAACACAGAUUUCGAACUACCAAACUGCUUUUAGAACAUAAUGCAGAUCCUCAUCUCAGAUCUCGAUAUAACGAUGAUGCCCUCCAGACUGCCUGCCUUAAAGGAGCCGUUCAGAUAUUUGAAUAUUUAGUGGAAAAUGUAUCAUAUUCCGCGGAAAGAUUGGCAGAUGCAAACGAGCUAAUGGGAUCCACAUUCUUCGAUGAUCAUAGCGAUACGCCAAUAGCAUUACAGUAUUGGAGGGCGGCGAUGGUCCUCAGAAUAGACAACUCAAGUGACAGAGUGCCUUUGCCAAAGAGACCUGUGUUACCAAAACGCGAGAUUUACAAAAACGCUGUAGAAUUUUCAACCAUGGAAGAAUUAAACGCCAUUUCGCUCGAUUUAGACGCAAUACGAAUACAGAGUUUGUUGAUAUGUGAAAGGAUAUUAGGUCCACAUCACAAAGAUACUCUUUUCCGAUUAAUGUUUAGAGGCGCAUCGUACGCAGAUUCUUUUAGAUAUCAACAGUGUAUAGAUUUGUGGCAUCGAGUGUUAGAAAUUAGAAUUGAAAAGGAUUCAAUUUUAUAUGCAGAUACCUGCUUCACUGCACAAGCUCUUGUAAGACUUAUGGUGGAUCUAAAUGAAAAAACAUUGGAAGUAAUAGAUCGUAAUCGAGGAAUACCAAGAUUUUGUGAUGUAGUAGCGAUAUUUAAAUUACUCUCUAGCCAGCUGACGGAAGCUAGAGAAUUAUUGGAAAAACGUCCUGUACAUAAGAGGCAGAGAGACAGUUAUGAACGUAUUCUAAAAUGUGUAACGCACCUAAUUUAUCUCUUAGUAGAAACAGCAAAUUCUGAUGAAGAGAAAAUUUUAAUGCACCUACUAGUUCAUCGUUUAGUAAAACAAAAUCCAAGAUCUGUUUACACAGAGGACACGCUUCUUCAUCUUUGUGUUUCUAGUUUAAAUACAAUUAAUUCUAGUUACUUUACUUCUGCCGACGAUAUACAUACAAUUUUUCCACGUUUGGAUGUUGUUAAAUUACUUUUGGAUUGUGGAGCAUAUGUCGAUGCUAGGAACACAUUGCGUUCAACACCUUUACAUAUAGCAAGCAACGCGUACAAUUUCCACAAUCCUCUGAUAAAAUUGUUGCUGGAUUAUGGCGCACACUUAGAUACGCCAAAUAAAGCGGGAGAUACACCACUACGACUGAUAUCCUCUAAUCCGCUAAAUAGCGUGAAUCUCCUUAAUUAUACUAGUCUUCAGUGUCAAGCCGCACAGGCUGUUUGUAAAUACGGAAUCUGCAGCACAGAAUUGCCUGUUACAUUACGGCAUUUCCUAGAACUUCAUAGGGAAUGAUACCAAUGACCGCUAUCGAUAACUUGAACGCACGCGAUGCACCUGAUUGGCACACGUGAACUCCAAUGCCGCUCAUACUCGCAAAAUAGACAAUUCGUUUAACAGAGAAUAACAGAACUUUAAUAAAAUUAAGAUUAUACACAAGAGAACAUACAUGUAUUAUAAGACUAGAAAAUUUUUUUCUUAAUUUUACUAAUAUUAAAUCAAAGUAAACAAAAAAUUGUCAAUGCAAAAAUGUUGUAUUACAUUGAUUUAAUGCUUAAUAUUUAUAUCUAAUGUAUGAAUUCUGGAAUUUGUAUGUUUUUUAUUCUCUCUUUUGAUUGAACACGAUAACAUGACCCAGAUAUGCUAUUCAGGAUUAUUUGCAAGAUGUAAAUCCUGAAUUUUAAUUAUUAAGAUUUACUGCAGUUUAUUAAUUUUUUUUCAUGUAUUUAAUUUUAAGCAUACUAUUUGUACUUUACCUGUUAUUAUCUGCAAUGCGAAGAUUAUAAUAUAUAUUCGAAACGUUGAAAAUAAUAAUAAAUCAAGUUGGCUAACAUUGAAUUUGGAAAGUGCAAUAUUAAAAUUAUGAAACUGAAAAAUUAAAGCAUAAUAUUACAAACUCAAAGCAUAAUAUAAUAUACAUAUAAUAUUUUAAAUUGAUCUUUCUGCAGAUUUGAUCUCAAUUAUAAUUCAAGCCAAAU
Camponotus floridanus (Florida carpenter ant) is the source of this 2878-nucleotide messenger RNA. RefSeq names its product protein fem-1 homolog A. The transcript has 10 exons. Gene Ontology annotation, molecular function: protein binding. Bases 165 to 2195 code for a protein of 676 amino acids. The record is from RefSeq and is a predicted model, not a curated record. Lineage: Eukaryota; Metazoa; Arthropoda; Insecta; Hymenoptera; Formicidae.